Messenger RNA from Atta colombica, 612 nucleotides. RefSeq lists its product as uncharacterized. The record is from RefSeq and is a predicted model, not a curated record. NCBI's taxonomy places the organism in Eukaryota, Metazoa, Arthropoda, Insecta, Hymenoptera, Formicidae. The transcript is spliced from 2 exons. Bases 252 to 554 code for a protein of 100 amino acids.
CCAGCGAGUACCUCCGCGGCCGUCUUGGCGCGGUCAUGUCGACGCGGAUUUGUCCCAGGAGCAGCGUGUGAUAGAUGCGGGUGUACGCGAGUACGACGAGCGGGCACUCCGAAUAUCACAACGGGGCGAUUUCGCGACAGGGUUACGGCGGGCCGCGCACAACGGUUCACGAGCGAUACGCAAGACGUUACUGCGCGCGCGACCACACACGGCAGCGGACGCUGCGGAUAGACGACGGACGUCGGACGUAGAUGUUAUGCGCCGUCUGCCACCACGGUCGCGGACAGAGGUUCACUUUCACCUUCUCCCUGGCCUCGCUCGAUUUCUCUUCGGCGGUCUCUCUCUUCUUCCAAUGUCGUGCGACAUUAAUUUCCCGAAAUCAAGUAUUCAUACCACCGCGACUACAACCGCCACCAUCACCGCCACCACCACUACACAGCCGUCGUUGCCACGAUCAGCGGAUCAGCCACGAUUCCACCGUGACUCCACGUGCCAAGAAUUCACCGCGAGUGCCAAAGAUUCCAACCGAGCUGACGUUGUCAUUCGAAUGCUAGCACAUGACAACAACUCUUAUCUGCUCUUAUCAUAGUUAUCGUUGUUGCUCGUCGGAGG